Messenger RNA from Neoarthrinium moseri, 1509 nucleotides. RefSeq lists its product as uncharacterized. Gene Ontology annotation, biological process: protein phosphorylation. Bases 1 to 1509 code for a protein of 502 amino acids. Gene Ontology annotation, molecular function: protein kinase activity; ATP binding. Lineage: Eukaryota; Fungi; Ascomycota; Sordariomycetes; Amphisphaeriales; Apiosporaceae. The transcript has 6 exons. The record is from RefSeq and is a predicted model, not a curated record.
AUGUCUACCGGAAGGCCUUACCGAUAUCGUGGGGUGCGCCUCAGUAUCGCAGAUGUAGACGACGACGAUAACGCGCCUGUUAGGCAGUGGUUCGACGGCAAUGACGAGGAAGCGAGACGAAGACGUCGCAAGGACAGCGAUGACCCAGCAGAGGAUCCCGACUACGACCCUGAUGUGGAUGCAGACAUUGAUUACGUUCGUCCCCGAAGGCGAAGAAAAGAACUUGAACUAAACCAUGCAAACCUUGCGAGGAAAGGACUCAUACUCUUAGACAUAAGAGGUGGCUACGAUAGGGUAUUUCUGGUUCAUGGUGAAGACGGAGAUGGUGAGGGAAGCUCAGACAACGGUAGCGACCCGACAAGAAACCUACGAAAGUUUUCACUCGAUCUUCCUGAAGACUUACGUAUCUCAACUUGGGAUGGGGGUGAUGAGUCAGCUUGUGUCUUGCCAGCGGAUGCGAGCUGCUUUGUCCAGAUCAAGGCUUGGCAACAGCUAGACAAUGACACCUACUCGUUGUAUUUUGAAUAUCUGAAUGGUGGUUCGCUCGAAGAUGUACUGCGGAAUUUUCACCAGGCGAACUACACUCCAAUUCCUGAGUCUUUCAUAUGGCAUGUAACAGAGCAACUAGCGACGGCAUUUGCAUUCCUCCAUUUCGGAAUCGAACCCGGUACCAAUGAUAAACCCAACAACUGGACGCGAGUCUAUCAUCGCGAUUUCUCGGAAAACAACGUCUUCAUUCACUAUCCUAGCCCAAGACCCGGAAGUCUUCCGCGUUCCGGAUUCGAGCCGCACGCCUUCCCGCGGGUGGCGCUUGGAGAUUUUGGAGACUCAGGGGUUGCCGGAGACGAUGAAUCUAAGCUGCACUACGGCACAUUGAAUAGUACUGAGCUGAAGGACUGGCAAGACAUCUACGACUUUGGGUCUAUUCUGAGAGCACUUUGUAUGACACAUGUUGAGUAUCACUAUCAGGGGAUACAUGGUGAUUAUCAAUACGCCGACGAAAGAUAUCUCGAAGAUGUAAACCACCACCCUAACUCGCCUGGGUACUCGGAUGAGCUCAUUGGCCUACUUCAGAGAUUCGAACGACCUGAUCAGGAACUUGAUAACAUCUUAGACGAGGAUGCUUGGAAAGCAAUGCCUGCGGAUGCGAAUUGGAUCAUCAAUACUCUAUUGCCCGCGGCCAGGAAUCGGAUGCAAAAUUACCGUAACCCACCCGGUGGAAAGCCCAGAGGGUAUUAUGAUGACAUGGACGUGUCCUGGACAAGGCCUGAUGAGCUGAUGCCGUUCCGAUUCUUCAAAGAUUUGGCAGAUCCUGUGGACCGUCCAAAUUACGCGGGUGACUGGGAUAAUGGGUUUCCUGAUGGAAAGGACGAUCGGCGAGGACUGAACGGCCGAGAAUUGGACAUGGCAAAGUUGAGAAGCCUUCGCAAACUACCGUGGCCUGCUUACGAGGUUGUUGAUUUGCAUUGUGGCACAUGGGCAUACCUCUAUUCACUCUCGGUGAAGUGA